AUGGUGAAGCCAAGAUGUAACUUACCUGAUUUGGUCAAUGGAACUCUCAUCAAGCGUGGGGUGAAGUUAGUUCGGAACCCCUUUAACCGUUCAUACUUCACGUAUGUUGGAUCAAAGUGGGAGAAGUUCAACCUAACGUGGGCUCUACGUUCCGGAUCACCACCAGAAGCCAAUUUGCCCAUUUCUUUUGCACUUAAGACUUGGGCCGAUAGCUCUGUGUUUCGUUUUAGUAAAGCUUCUUUAUUUGAGGCUGCGGAUGUGAAAAUAAGUUUUUAUAGUGGAAUCCACUAUGAUAAUAUCCCCUUCGAAGAGGACGAUCUAGCUCACUCAUUUUAUCCGCCUCGGGGGGAGCUCCAUUUCAACGCAGACGUUACUUGGGUGGUGGACUUUCGAGGGUCACAUUGUGAUACAGCCGACAUCGAAACAAUUGCUUUUCAUGAGCUAGGAGUCUAG
Molecule: messenger RNA, 453 nt
Organism: Impatiens glandulifera
Lineage: Eukaryota; Viridiplantae; Streptophyta; Magnoliopsida; Ericales; Balsaminaceae
Product: metalloendoproteinase 2-MMP-like
Exons: 1
Coding region: 1-453 (150 amino acids)
Biological process (GO): proteolysis; collagen catabolic process; extracellular matrix organization
Cellular component (GO): extracellular matrix
Molecular function (GO): zinc ion binding; metalloendopeptidase activity
Source: RefSeq, a predicted model, not a curated record